AUGGUAACAGAUAAUAGUAAUAGAAGUAAAAAUAAAAGUAAAAAAAUGGCAACAGAUAAAACAAAUAAUAGUAAUAAUAGUAAAGAUAAUUCUAUUGCAAGUAUUACAAUUAAGGAAAUGGUGAAUAAAAUUAAAAUUUUAAAUCAAAAUAAUAAUAAAAAUAGGGAUAGUAGUGAAUUAUCUAUUUUUAAUUUUUUUAAAAUUUAUAGUUUAUUAUUUGAAUACAGAAUAGUAUUUAUAAAUAUAUUUAAAUUUAGAUGGAGUGAAGAGACAUUAUCAAAAUGGCAAUCAAAUGAUAAAUUUGGUUCACUCUUAAUAAAUAAUAUUCAAAAUGAAGAAAUCUAUAAAAGUUUUAAGGAAGAUCAGAAAAAGCAAAUAAAAAGUGGUCGUUUAGAAGAAUGGGAUUUAGAAUUAAUUGCAACAAUUUUAAAAAUAUAUAAUUAUAAGAAAAUGGAUAGGGCCGAAAUGGAAGCUCAAAAUAAAAAAAUAUUAACAAUAAAACUCUAUUAUUUAAAAGUGUUAAAACUUAGAGAAUUAAAACAUUUUUAUUUAGAUGAAGGUGAAACCAGUAAAAUCAUGUCAAUCAUUAACGAUUCAUUCUCACUUAUAGAUAUCUCAGCCAUUGGUGAUAAUAUAGUGGGCAUAUUGGAUUUUUAUGAGAGCGUUGUAAAAGAUGAUAACUAUAAUGAAGAAGAAUUCCCUGGUUACCAAAAUACAAAGAGUCAGAUUAAAACUUUGGACAAAUACUGUAAAGAUAUGAAUAAAACUAUUUUAGACAUUGUUAAUGUCGGCGAAGAAGAAAAACUGGAUUCUUUCAAGAUGGGAAUCAAAUUUGGUAUAGAUAACUUUACUAAAGAUUAUACAUCUUCAACCAUCAAAGCUAAAAUGCAUUGUAUCAAAAGUUCUAUGAAUAUGGCAAUAUUUAAGUACUACACAUUCAAAGAUGAUAUGAAUCAUAUUCAAAAAAACAAGAGCUUAAUAAUGGAAGCUAGGGAAGAUGCUAUUGAUGCCAUUGUUUCAAAGUUUGUUUACUAUGAAGGUUAUUAUAGGUUAGGAGAAACAUAUAAAGUUGUUGGUGAUUAUCACAUGGCCAUAAAGUUAUACGAAAUUGCCAUUGGACUCGACCCAUCUCAAGAUUGUUUAUAUACUGCAAGGGAAAUAGCUUUGAAAAGAUUAUCAGAGAGAGUAUACGACCCAUUAACAGGAGAAAGAGAUUUUCAUCAAGAGGCACUAAAUUUUGUUAAAGAACACGAUUUCAUAAAUACUGGGUUUGUGGAUGGCGCAUCGUACGAUAAAAUUGAAUUAAAUAACGAACCAUUCAAAACUAUAUAUCGUAAAGCAUUAAGGGAAAACAAAAUAUAUGGAUGUAAAGAUAAAUAUCUUAUAGAAGGUGUUGCUUAUCAAUGUGAUGCCCUCCACUCAAUAGCAAAUAAAAACGAAUAUCAAGCAUACAAAUCUUUUUGCAAAGCAGCCACCUAUAAUCUAAGUUUUAGUUAUCUUUUCCUUUCAGAGUUUCAUAGAGCUUACAGUUCCGUAAAAUGUGAUGAAGUUCCCAAGGACCCAUUCAAAGAAUUGGUUUUACUCUUUCAAUCUUCACUAGCAUUGCCAACACCCAAACUUAGAGUACCCAGUAAUCCAAAUUUAGAAGAACAGUUUGACUCAAACCUACCAACAAACUAUUGUAAGGUUGCCUCAAAGUUUUUUUAUGGUAUUAACGGACUUGAUAUGGAUUUAGAUAGAAGUUUAUACUAUUUCGAUAAAUCAAUUGAUAAUCUAGAAUUAAAUGGAACAUUAAAGUUUGCAAUUUUCCUCAUGAAAUUCUUUGAAGAUCCAUUUUUCAAAUGUGAGAAAGAUGAAAUGUUUGCACAUGUUAUGUUAAAAUCUCUAGCUAGUAAGAGUUCAGAAAAAGGAAGAUUAGUAUACUCUUAUUUAGAUGGAUUAAAAAAAAAUAGAGUGGAAAUUUUAGAUUACAUACAUAAUGAUGGUGUAAAAAACAAUAAAGCAGCUUUUAUUCAUACACAUUUCAAUUAUAAUAAUAAAUAA
Messenger RNA from Dictyostelium purpureum, 2043 nucleotides. RefSeq lists its product as uncharacterized. Lineage: Eukaryota; Evosea; Eumycetozoa; Dictyosteliales; Dictyosteliaceae. Bases 1 to 2043 code for a protein of 680 amino acids. The transcript has 2 exons. Gene Ontology annotation, molecular function: protein binding. The record is from RefSeq and is a predicted model, not a curated record.